Molecule: messenger RNA, 686 nt
Organism: Erinaceus europaeus (western European hedgehog)
Lineage: Eukaryota; Metazoa; Chordata; Mammalia; Eulipotyphla; Erinaceidae
Gene: H1-1
Product: H1.1 linker histone, cluster member
Exons: 1
Coding region: 36-686 (216 amino acids)
Biological process (GO): nucleosome assembly
Cellular component (GO): nucleosome
Molecular function (GO): structural constituent of chromatin; DNA binding
Source: RefSeq, a predicted model, not a curated record
UUAGCAGUUAGUCUUGUCUUUUAUUUCUCUUCACGAUGUCUGAGACUGCCCCACCAGCUCCCACAACUUCUGCUACUCCUGAAAAGGCUGUAGCUGUUAAGAAGACUAAGAAGCCUGCAAAGGCUGCAGCUGCCGCCAAGAAGAAGCCUGCGGGUCCUUCAGUUUCCGAGCUGAUCGUGCAGACUGUUUCAUCCUCCAAGGAGCGCAGCGGCGUUUCCUUGGCUGCGCUCAAGAAGGCGCUGGCGGCCGCUGGCUACGAUGUGGAGAAGAACAACAGCCGCAUCAAGCUGGGGCUCAAGAGCCUGGUGAGCAAAGGCACCCUGGUCCAGACCAAGGGCACCGGCGCUUCCGGCUCCUUCAAGCUCAACAAGAAGGCGGCCUCCGCGGAAGCCAAGCCCAGCGCCACAAAGGUGGCAGCCAAAGGCAAGCCAUCGAGCGCUGCCAAGAAGCCGAAGAAAGUCGCUGCUGCAGCUGCUAAAAAAAUCAAGACGCCGAAAAAGGCUAAGAGGCCUGCCGUAGCGAAAAAGGCUUCCAAGAGCCCCAAGAAGCCCAAGGUUGUGAAGCCGAAGAAAGCAGCCAAAAGCCCUGCCAAGGCUAAGGCUGUGAAACCCAAAGCGACCAAGACCAAGGUUACCAAGCCAAAGGCUGCUGCCAAACCUAAGAAAGCAGCGCCUAAGAAAAAGUAA